CGCGCCGCGCGCGCAGGGCCUUUGGUUGUUCCGUUCGUCGUCGUCGUCGUCCCGUCAGCUGGCGCAACGGCAGCGUGCGGGCGUUGCGUUGCGUCUCGUCUCGUGGUGGCCGAUUCCGAGCCGGUACCCUUUCCGCGUCGGCUAGACUGUGUUUGAAAAUUUGCCCUUCAAAAUGGACCUCCUCAAGACGUUUUCCGACAAGUUCUGGGACCGAGACAUCUGGUUGCCGCCGAAUAUUACGUGGGCCGACUUCAAACCCAACGACAAAUAUGUCUAUGCCGACCAUCGCAGAAAAGGAAAAAUUUCUUAGCAUUUGGAUGUAGCAUGCCGAUCUUUUAUCCUGACCUUGUACCUCAAGGUGACAAUGAACCACCUAUCUUAUAGACUGAAAGUGUCAUCAUGUUGUAGACAAGUCUGUAAAGCUGAACAAAUGAUGUAAAAAUUGUAGCGAACUUUGAAAUAGACUCAAGGUACAUGCAGUAGGAGACUUUUUGUCUGAAAGAAUGACUGUGUGUGUGUGUGUGUUUGUGUGUGUGUGUGUGAGUGCGCGCAAUUGUGUAGUGCAUGUGAUUUGUUCAAUCAAUCAUUGUAAGGCAGAAAUGUUGCUAUAUGAUGCAUUGCUUUGAAAUGCUUCUAAGUCAAGAUCAAAUGCAGCUCUCAUGAGUAUUUAAAUUAAAGAAUAGUAUUCCUAUUCAUGCUUUCACAAAUUAAUGAUGUUUUUAUUUGUACUCUUAUAACUGAGUAUUCACCGAUUUUCUUCUUAAAUACUAAAGUUGCCAAUGUUCCAGCUUUCUUUUAAGUAUAUUUCUUAAGUGUAACUUAUUUUUGUAAGAUUUUAUUUUGUCAGGUAGUUGUGAAGAUGAACCAAACACCAAGAGAACCUGAAAUUGUUGAUGGUGUUUUAUGUUGUAUCUUUUUUAAAUUUAAUGCUCUGUUUAAUAUUUGCUUUAUCUGUGGUCUCUUAACUAACUACAGCUACAGCACAUUGGAUUCAAGCCAUCAUUCCGAUUGGAGAACUAGGACCUUUUACUUGUCGCUGUGUUUGCAAAAUCCGAGUGUGCCUUAUUUGUAUGAAGUGAAAUAGUAAGCAAUUUCGAAAACUUGACUUACCUAACUUGAACCUAGUUCUCUUCUAUCCAGUUAUCUUCCGUCAUUCUAAGACUAAAUGUAAGAUAUUUGUGAUUGAAUAUUCUGGGCCUCAAUACUAUCUCUGUGGCUUAAAGAUUUUCUUUAAACACAUUUUAGUUGUCACCCGAUUCUAGACAAUUGCAACCUAACUGUGUUUUGUUUCCUAUGCAAGACUCUUUGUCCUUCUGCCUAUCCAUGUAAUUUUUAAAUGACUUGCCUAGUUAAUAGAAAUAUGAACUAAAUUUUUAGGUGAGAACAUAUUACCAUCAUAUUUAUUCAAUUUUUCCUUGUGGAUCAGUUGGUUUCAUUCCAUGUAUCAUUACAUUUGACUUAAGAAGAUGAAUAUUUUGGAAAAUGCGAAAAAUCUUGCUUGUUGCUGGACUUAAAGGCUUGCACUUAUAUUUAUUGUCUCUAGUAUUUUGGAAAUAGAUAUUAAGGAGGUGCAUUUAAAGGAGUAUGUAAACCUCUGUAUAGCAAAGUGCCAUUUUGCUUGUAUUUGUCCCGGCUUGAUUGAAGCUAGGGCCUGUUAUGUGAUGUAUACCUAAUAUUUAUCUGAAUUUUUUGUUCUUAUGUAUUAUGUCUUUCGUUGUUUUGACUUCAAGGGAACAAGGUACAUAAACAAUUUCUUAUCUUUCCCGUUAAACUUUGGAAGAGGCAAUACUCAUUCGUACUUCAUUCUCAGCACACCUUCACUUACAAUUUUAGGUCUUAAUAUAUACAGGCAAAAACAAAAUUUGGGAUCCAAAAUUUCUUGUGGCAUUAGUUAGAGAUCCACAUAAUGGUUUGAGAGUGAUGUGCAUUCAGGUUUGAAUUUGUCUGAUGAUUCAACUUGUUCCCAGCCUUUACUUUGAAGUAUCUACCUGAAUUGGAUUUAACAGAGUUUUCCUUAUGAGAGAAUUAAGGAAAAGAAAAUGAAUGUUUGAGACUUAAAUUGGCUUUGUUGCUAAUGUGGUUUCUUUAGCUUUUUCAACAUUGGAUUAGCUUUUCCUGAUGUUGAUCAAUUCCUUUGCCUUGUGCCUUACCUCUAUUUUUGAUGUUAAAAAUGUUUAUUAUGUUUUUCUCUUUUUAUUUACCUAUCCCCUUCCUUUUUUUCCCUAUUUCUAUUUGACAUGUUGGCGACCAAAGAUGUGGAUGAUAAUCAAUGUUUUUUUGUUGUUUUUUAAACGUAAUAACACUGCCAGUAAUUACAGUUUGCUGUGUUAAGUGAACGCCGGAUAUGACUGAAACUUCAACCUCUUGUGGGUAUUUCUCUUGUUCUCCCAUAUAAGAAAGAAGGACUUACUGUCUAUCCUGUAAAAGAAAGAAUGCUUCUCUCUUCAAAAUUGCAAUUUCUGUCCAUACACUCUGUAUUUACUAAGUUAUGUUUUUGCUGGAUCUUUCAUUAACUAAAUUUUACCUCACAAAAAUGGCUUACUAUAUGUGUUCCAGUCAAAGUCGUUUGCGUGUAAUGCUUAUUUUGUUCUGUCUGCCAUCCGUAUUGGUUAUAAAUUUUUCUUGAUUUCGUGUCCCCUCUGUCUUUUUCCAGUUUCUUUAAGCACAGCUGUAAACUGAAUUAUAUUUUUUAAAAAUGUUUUCCCCAUGUUUUUUUUCUUUUACUUUGCUUGCUUUCACUUUUUUACCUAGCGUUUGUUUAUAUGUGCUGUACAUGUGCUCUUCAUAUGUGCUCUGCAACAGCUGUGGUUUCACCUUCGUUUCAUUUUCUAUUUUGUGAGUUCUUUCUGCAAAUUAUUUUUUUUUAAAUAAAGACUUUCACCCAA
Messenger RNA from Thrips palmi, 2885 nucleotides. Its product is annotated as ceramide synthase 5. Gene Ontology annotation, molecular function: DNA binding; sphingosine N-acyltransferase activity. Gene Ontology annotation, biological process: ceramide biosynthetic process. Gene Ontology annotation, cellular component: membrane. Lineage: Eukaryota; Metazoa; Arthropoda; Insecta; Thysanoptera; Thripidae. The record is from RefSeq and is a predicted model, not a curated record.